This is a messenger RNA of Vigna unguiculata (cowpea), 6687 nucleotides long. NCBI's taxonomy places the organism in Eukaryota, Viridiplantae, Streptophyta, Magnoliopsida, Fabales, Fabaceae. The record is from RefSeq and is a predicted model, not a curated record.
CGUAUAGUAAGCCCGGUUGGUAUAUUGUUGUAUGAAAAGGAGUCGAUUACCUAUUUACCCUAGUCCCGAAAUCCAACUCGAUCUUAGUCUUCCCGCCCAGCACGUAUUCCUAAAGUGGUCGAUGUAGGUUAUGGGAUUGCGCUUGUAGGACAAUUUCCGUAUCGCCUUUUGGUUAACCGGCUUUGUUUGGGUGCAUCCAACAUGCUGAAGUUUUAGACUUUGCAAACCUCGAUAACCACCCGCUCCUCUUUGAAUGAGGAGCUUCACUCUUUAGAAAAGACAGACUCCCACUCCUAAACAGAGAAGAGCAAGGUGCGUAGCGGAAAUCCAGUCUUUUCCUUCUUUCCCAUCGGGAUGUCUGUGCAAGCCUGUCUCUUUUUAGAUAGUCAUUCCUUUCUUUCCUUUGUUAGAGAAUCACCCCUCUCUGGUCUGGUAGGAAUUCCCUCUCUUCUGUAGUCAUGCCAGGGAGUGAGGAAAGCCGCUUGAAAGCCAGUACGGUACCACUCUCUCCGCUAUAAGAAUGGGGUAAGCCGAUCCCAUUCAUUGCUUUCAAUCGGGGUGAAAGAAAGGCUAGUUAAAGGUCUUUUCGAUAAAUGACGUCGUAUCUCCGGUCGAGUGGAACCAAGGCUCCUGGCCGAUUUAAAUUGAAUAAUAAAAAAGAUCCUCUAAAUAAGAUAAGGUGAGACCUCAUGCUUGUAGCUUCUCUUCUUGCUACUCGCUACUAAUAAAGAAAUGGCGUGAUAUAAGAUCAAAUUAUCCCUGUAUCCCCCCCUAAAUCAAGAUGAGAUGGGCGGGUUCAGUCUGAUUUUCAAAUGCCGUUGACUUCGACCUUUAGCGAUUCGCCCCUGAACCUAGAAAAAAAAACCUAUGAUGCCUUCCUCCCUUCGGCUUUCAGAGUUUUGAACUAAGCGGACUUUGCAUUGGCAGCUGAGCUUCUUCCGAUCCUCACUCAGGCAAUCAAGGAAAGGGUCGUGAGGAUCCCAACUCUGAGAGGAAGCCAACAUUGACUGACUUUCAUGGUUCAGAUUCGACAAAAAAGAAGAAGAACCAACAAGAUAAGAUCGAGCGGUCUCUGCUCCUCUCUAACUAAGAGGAGAAGCGGAACUGUCUAUGGACUGCCUUGCUUGAUCAUCCUAUCAGUCAUGGUAACGAAUUGAGUAUCUCUUCUUCGGUAGCUGGUUUGACUGUUUGUGAUAGAACAAAACAAUAGCAAGAUAUAUCGUAGUAAAGUAGAGCUAUAGACUGCAUGAUUGGCUUGUAGGAGAAAGAAAAUAAGGAUUCGGGACAAGACGGAGAUGCAAGCUUGUCUGCUAUUGGAUGUUCUAGUUUAGCUCGCGGAUUGGUCUUCAUUGCGCACCAUCCGGCUGGUAAGAAGUUGAGAUUGUUCCGCUAGUGUUGCUUGGUCAACAAUUUGGAGAGUUUGCUUUUCUUUCAUCUUUCUAAGAGCAGUCUGUUUGAUCAAAUCAGGGAUCAGACCGCUCCUGGUGUUCGAACUAGUCAUUAAUGGUCGGCUUCAUUGGUAUCCUUUCGGUAUGCGUUGCGAACACUUUCAUUUUGAGCGUCUCAUCUUCUCUAGAGAAGCGAAACUCGAACGGAUAGAGCAGAUGGUCCAACUACAUAACUUUUUAUUUUUCAUUACUUCUAUGGUCGUGCCUCGUGGCACGGCAGCACCCUUACUAUUGAAAUGGUUCGUCAGUAGAGAUGUUCCCACUGGUGCCCCUUUUUCCAAUGGGACUAUAAUUCCUAUUCUUAUCCCUUCAUUCCCUCUUUUGGUCUAUCUACAUUCCAGGAAAUUCAUACGCUCCAUGGACGGAGCAAAAAGUGGAGUCUUGGUCAGAGCAAGCCGCCCUAUUCUAUUACCAGACAUAAUUGGGAGAAGCUCAUCCGAAACUAGAGCUGGAAACGCCUCAUUUCGUUUCGUUCCCGUUCUUCAUUUCCUUCUUAUCGAAUCCAAGGGGGACUUCUCAUAUUUAGAAUCUUUCUGCGGUGUGCUCUGUUUACUAUUCUUUCGUACUCUCUUCUCUUUACCACGCGAUAGGUCAGCAAAGCGUGAGCGGGCGCGGAGAAGGAAACGCCAAACACUUCGGCCUAAGCCUAACGGGAAUGAGCAACAACGAAAUGACAAGAUGGGGUGCUCCGGGCACCCCCAUUUAGAAAGAAGGGUCGAAGGUUUUUGGCCUGUAGCUUUCCCCGUCCCCCCUUCGUCGGGUGGUGCUUGUGUGGGGGGUGUGCCACCUGAACCUGAAAUCGGGCUUGAAGCUCUCGCCUUACCAACGAGCCGACAGCUGAUGGCUGUUGGUCACGACUACCACCAAAAAGCUCCAAUGAAGAUGAAUAUUUCACAUUUUGGAGUGUGCAUCUGUAUGUUGGGUGUUCUUCUGUCGUGCGACCCGGCGGCUUAUGUGCGACCUGUGGCCCACGCCUCCUAUUUGUUCAGGGCGGGCGGCGUGAACUCUGACUCGAUCCGGGUAUUCAAUCCCGCCGCUGAGAUGCUCAUUUCACUCGGAGAUAGAGACCAGUUACCGAGCCAGUCAGAUGCUUGCCUGGCCUUGUCUAACUCCCCAGUUUCACAAGCAAGCCAGGCAGAUCACCUUGUUCAAGGAUUUCAGAGCGAGUCAUCCUCUGUGAAUCUGCAAGACAGGGAGAGAAAGACAUGCCGGACUCACAAGAGAAAGACAGCCAAUGCAGUCAGUCAGAGAGAGAUGGGAAUUCUGCUAACUGAAUUCGGAAGACUUGCUAGUCUAAGAGAGAUUGGACUCAUGCUUCCGGGAAUCUCACAUGCUGAGAGUCCUGUGAGGAAGGUCUUCCAAGAGAAUGGACCGAUUCGAGAUGUGACAGCGGGUCAGUCAAGAAAGCUGCCAGUUCUAUUCUACGAGCUGCUUCCAAAGUUCGAUCCUUGUCCGAUACGGCAGCUGCUGGGUCUCCCCACCUCUCCUAAACUUCCCCCGGUCUUCGGCCCGAGCUGUAUGAGGCAGAAACUCGCCCCACGUACGGUUCGGAGUCCGAGCCCCACCCUAAUGGUGCGGCUUAGGUCAACUAACACAAAGAAGAUACAGUUCACUCAACGAUUGCCUUUGGGUUCCGAACUCCAUAUGGGGAAGGAGCGUUGUUGUUUCCGAGGUCUCGAUCAUUUACAUGGACCCACUUCUCAUUCCAUUUGUGGGAAUUUGAUGAUCUAUAAACCGUCCCUAACGAAUGAUCGCCUCAUGUUUGAGCAUGAUGAAUCACUUCGUGCCGACCUGUUGCCACUAAACUUUCCGGCCUCAUAUGAGAAUGGAAAACUGGAGAAUUUUCUGCAUCGGUGGAUGAAAAAUCGCGAACAUAAUAAUUUUGGGUUGAUCAUGUUCCCAGAAAAAAGAUACUUUAGAGAAACAACGAGCACGACUGAAGUGGCUAUACAUACAAAUCCAUUUACGGAUAGAUAUGCUUCGAUUGGAACUGGAAGUUCCAGAACAGGCGGCUGGUAUACCACCAUAAUGAAACUGCCUUUUCUUUUUUUUAUUCGGAUAGGAUUUAUGUUGGCUUCGUCGGGAGGCUCGCGUAGUUUGUUACGUCAGCUCCAAAAGGAUGAGUUGCGUUGGAAUCGAGAAAGUUCCGUGGAAUUCAAAAUUGCAUUAAUAAAGGAGUCUUCAACCCUCUCAAUCAAUAGAGGCUAGAUCGGACUAAGGAGAGAGACGGUUGAGUACGGAAGCGAAAGCGGAGAUAUAGGCUAAAAUGCCCAGUGAGAAUACUGACAUGGGUAAGGAGAAAUCCGAAUGACUAGUGGCCAUAACUCAUUAAGCAAUCUUAACCUUUUUCGCUUAGCCUUUCCUCUUUGACCUGUGCCAAACUCUACUCUUGCUGUUGCUGGGUGGAAGAAUUCAUUCAACCUCAGUCGGCUCUUCUUUCACAACCAAUUCUCUUCCUAUUUGUUUGGGCAAAGCCUAAACCGUACUCCUAGUCGGGCACUCACUCUCUUAAGAGAGGGGUAAUACUAUAAGGAAAACAAUAAAGAGAUAUUCAUUAAAGCAAUAAAAGUAAAAGCGGGUGAAUAAAAGACAAAAAGGCCAAGCUGCAAUAGCAAUCCAGGAAGAGCGCACCUUAUUAUCCUUUCAUAGAAGAAAAACUAUAAAGAAAGGGCAUAGCUUCUAAUAGAAGAUAGCCAUAGCCCAUGUAUUUCAGUUGCCAGAUCACACUAAUGAAGUACACACCCAUGCGGAACUAGUCAGACUUGGAAGCCUUACGACUGUAUGAAGUGAGGAAUUUAUGAUUGCCCAGUGAGAGUCAUAUUCAAGAGCAUAAAGCGACUCCCUUUCCCGGCGGAUUAGCUAUUCCUGUCCUGUCUUUGAGCCGACCUUGCCUGCUGGAGGUAUGAUUCCGAUCUUUGAAUCGAAUUUGAUCUUUCGUCUUCAAGUGAGGGCGACGGGUGGGGAUACUUUUGAUCUUCCUCCAGAGCCACUGUUUCUGUCAUCGGGCUUCAAGCGGGUGUUGAGGCUUAUGGUGAGCACAUGUACGACAGAAGAGGGAGCAGGAGGAGAAGCGCUACGGAGAACAAUAAGUUCUUAAGUUUAAGGAUUCAUUUCUACCAGGUGAUGUCGAAGCGGACUUCUGAAAUAAGUUUAAGAAUCUGAGACAAGGUUGUUUUUAUUUUUCAAUCUCUAUGAGAGAGUACAUGGAGGAGUUUAACCUAUUGUCUCUACGAUAUAGAGUGAAGGAGGGAGACAAGAGGCAAUAUUCGAGCUGACUUUUUCUGAGCACGAAUUGCAUUUGCGUUUGCUGGACAGCGUAGAAGCAGCAUACCGUAUUGCUUUGAGGGUCGAAGGACCUACUGGUUGGUUCAGCCAAGAACCAGAAACCGAAUGAAGGAAGCGAAGGUCAGAGUCAAAAUAUGCCGUGGAGAAGAGCUUACUUACUUAUGAGCAAAAGGGGAGUAGCGGAGAGAGACGUUCCCGAAAGGCACCUAUCCGUGGGAGACAGAAGAUUAAAGGGGAGCCGACUAUAAGACAGAUAAAGGAGCAGGCUGGAGCGGGGCUUUAGGAAGAAGGGGGCCGGAGAUGGACUUGGAUGAUGGAAAAAGCGGUCUUCCUAGCUUGCUCCAAUGCUUGGCUUAGUGAAUCAGUAAAUGGCAAAUUGCUAGCGAUCUCAGAAGCACAAGGAAGCAGAGGAAAGAAGGCCCGCCAGAAAGAGGGGGUUGGAGACCCCGGGUAUGAAAGAUACUCUUGAAAGCUAUCGAAGUGGACAAUAGAGUGCUUCUUCUUAUGAAAAAGCCCUCGAUGCUGUGUGAAAGAGCCAAAAUGAUUUAGCGUUUUAGCGUGGAGAGAGGACUUACGUUAGGGUGAACAAACGAUUUCAGAUGCUGCGACCAUGGCCUGAUUUUACGGAGUUCCGUAUAUGGAUUCUGAAAAGUGAAUUGAAUCCAUUUGCUGAUAGAUAAAGGAUAGGAACCUACCUAUCAGAAGAGGUUUUCACUAGAAUACGAACAAGAUAAGAGGAUGCCCCAUUAGAGGUAGAGGUUUUGGAAAAUGGGGUUUGAACCUACCCUAGUAGGGGUGUGAGGGCUUGAUUGAGAGUUUUUUGCUAGGAUACUUGAUUUCCUUCAAAGCGAUACUAAAACUACGGGUUCAGUACUCGAUGAUGGUAUUCUUCGUUUUUCAGUUCAGUAUUUGACUAAGUCCUCGGUACAACUCUUCCUUUCCACUCCUGACAUCCGCUCUGAAACAAGCUUGGUGUAUGGCGCACCGCAAUCAACGGAUGUGAGUGAAUGCAUUGGCCGGUUCUCAUGCCUAAUGUAUAAGCCGGAGGUCCCUCCUGACAACUGUCUUUUUUUCCGUUCACUCCUCACUCUACUAACGCGGGGUAAGUUAUUAUUUAUAUCCGACUGCCGGUGUCGGUACCUACGACUGUGGAAUGCUUUUUUUAUGUUAUUCAAAGAGGAACUCAAAGUCUAGUUUUACUUCAGCCAUGGUGGACAGCUUUCUUCCUUUUCGAGGUGUAUUCAGUGAGCAUCAUCGGAUGGGGCAGAAGAUGCCGCAGUGGAUUCACGCCUUCUCUCUGUUCCUAGAGUGUGAUCCUUAUUGUAUGCGACAGUUCGAGAGAUCGGUGGAGCUACUUCUUUACUUACCUGAUAGGAAGGACAAGAUGGAGUUUUGCCUUCACUUUCCGAGCUACCAGAUACUAGUGCCUAGCGGAAAAAUGGGAGUUGGAUUGAGGAAUGUAUUACAACUCCUAAGUUCUCUAUCUCUUUGAAUGGGAACUCAAUGGCUACUUUGCUGGAGAAAGGGGAUUAAGGCAAAGGGACCCUCUCGGACCUUACCUCUUAGUUCUUGAAAAGGUAUGGAACCGAACGAAAAGAAGCUGGAUAUACUGGAUAAUGGAAUAAGGUAUGCUACUAUAUCUACUGGUCCUAGGUAUGCUUAUGGAGCUGCUUCAAGCUCUCGACCUGGUUAAGAUGCUGCCCUUGAUUCUGUCACUAUAAAAUCUACACCAGGACCUGUGGAACCAAGCUAAGGUCACUAGUGAAUCUACGUAUGGAGCUGGGCGAAGGGGUGCUGGUAUGGCUCUAGAUCACGAAGGAAUCCGCCUAUCGAUCCGGCUAAGAUGAUGCCUAUGAUGCUGCUGGUACUUGUGAUGCAUCACCCAUCCCGACGUAUGGGUAUGGUUUUGCUACUGUAGACUAUGGCUCCGAUCUACUGGUGCCCACGCCUCCGC